AUUUUAAUUUUGUCGUACUCUAAGGAGUCGUUUAAGGCUUAGUAACGAUGGGAGUGCCAAAGUUUUAUAGGUGGGUUAGUGAACGAUAUCCAUGUCUGAGUCAAGUCAUUCAAGAACAUCAGGUGAGAUUGAAGCUGAUAACCAGACAGCUGAGUAAGAUCAAGUUUUUAUAUCAAAAAUCUACUCAGAUCGAGCUUGUGUUUCCUUAGCUUAUAUUGUGUAACGUGUUUUAAUAUUUUCAGAUUCCUGAUUUUGACAAUCUUUACCUGGACAUGAACGGCAUCAUUCACCCAUGUUCUCACCCAAAUGACGAUGAUCCUCAUUUUAGAAAAAGCGAAGAGGAUAUUUUUGCUGAUAUUUUUCAUUACAUAGAAGUAAGCUUAGAUACGUGCUCACCUUCUUUGGUCUAUAUUAUUUACUAGCAUCUAAGAGGAAAUAUAUUUUGCAUCCCUUUAUAUUAAGUUUUAUGUUAUGUAAUUGCUACCAUUAUUUUAAUAUUUGCAUGCCCCUAGUGUACUUUAUAAAAUAACUAAGAUUUUACGCGCGUUCUGAUUGGUUUAAAACCUAUGGUUUAUUGUGCCGGUAAACUCAUAGAAAACUUCAAGUUAUUUUAUAAAAGCAAUAGACCACACUUUCUAUGGGUUUACCGGCGCGAUAACCCACUUAGGAUGCUGGGAGAACACUCUAAAAGCUUCUAAAUCACUUGCCUUUGGCUUGUGAUUUACAAGCUUUUCUUGUGUUUUCCCAACAUCCUGCAUGGGUUAUCACGCCGGUAAACCCAUAGAAAGCGUGGCCUAUUGCUUAAGUUACCUGAUAUAACUUACUCAUGUCUCGUUGGUAUAUGGGUACUGUUGUUUAUUAGGUGUUGGUGAAGUUCUAUGCACAAUAAAAUAAAGUAUUAAAUUCAAAAAAGAUUCCAUCAAAACUUAAAUUAAAAUUCAAUUUGCUGGACCUAGAUAGACCUUUGGCUCCAGAUUUAAAAUAAUUAUUAUUUAAGAAAAGUUUGGGGCUUACUGUACAUUACUUUUCCAAACUGAUUGAAAACACAAGAUCUUUUGUACUCAAUUUAGUGCCUAGAACACUGGAAAUUGCACUUUAGGGCAUUGAAAUUUUCUACAUUUUCUAGGGAAGCAUGCCCCCAGAACCCUCUAGAACAACCUUGGGGACUAAAAGCCUUUUCUUGAUACAGUCUGUUACUUUUUUCAAACCUGCUGACUACCUCAAUUUUUAUUGAAACCCCCUGGAGGGAUGUGCAGACAAUCUCAUGUUAAAUGCUACUUUUUGAUAUGCAAACAACUGCCAGUUGGAAAGGAAAAUGUGUAUAUUGGUGAAGUAAAUUAUAAGAGGUUGCUCAUGGUUAUUUUUCAGACACUCUUUCAUUUCAUUUGACACCGUGUGACUGCACAAUGCAGUCCUUAUGACUGUUAGUCAACAAUAUUAACCAGCUGAUCACUACAGUUGCCAAUAGCUUAAUAGUCAGAGCAUCUGACUUGUGUCUGGACUCUGGAAGGUCUUGGGUUCAAUCCCAAUGUGGAACCCUUAUUUUCUGAGUUCUUCUCUCUGCACAUAAUUGUCAGUCCACUUACAACUCUUAUUUUUUCUUUGAUGUAUUAAUUUUGUUCUCCUGCUUUUGCUUUGUAUUCUUUCCACAUAAGGUGCUGUUCCGUAUUAUUAAACCCAAAAAGGUGUUUUUUAUGGCUGUCGAUGGUGUAGCUCCUCGUGCGAAAAUGAAUCAACAAAGAGGGAGACGUUUUCGGUAAUUUGUUGUAGUAAUAUUGUUUUCUUCCUUUUUUAUUAUCCAGAUACCAAUAAAAGAAGAUAAACUACAUGUUGUGUAUUGUUGAUGUAGUAUUUUGUUGUGAUAAAAGCCAAUAUGUUGUGUUGCUGUUACCAGUGUUGUGGAUAUGACAUUAUAUUCUGGAAGUUGUCAAACGUUUGUACUGCUUGUGUUUGUUUUUAUUUCAAGGUCUGCUAAAGAAGCAGAAGAUAACAUUCGCAAAGCUUUGGCGAAAGGACAGGUUCUCCCAAAAGAAGAGAGAUUUGAUUCAAAUUGUAUUACUCCGGGUAUGGACAUGUACAUGUACAUCAUUGUGUCACUGUAUUUAGCCUGUGUGUGUAUAUGUUUGACAGAAGAACUACUUUUUUCCCAUAAUAUUUUCUGGCAGUACAUGGCAAACAGGUCUUUGACCUUGUAAUGAAAUGGUUAAUUUGUGACACAAAUGACUGAAAUCACAACUGUUACAGUAAUCAGCAGUUAUAAUUGCUGCUCGUGUUGGUUAAGUGAGGCAAGGUUUUAUUUUUAUUUCCUGUUAGGUACUCCAUUCAUGGUGAGACUUCAUAAGCAGUUAAAAUUUUUUGUUAAUUACAAGAUCUCCACUGACCCUGCUUGGCAAGGAUUAAGAAUCUACCUGUCAGGACAUGAGGUAUGAGUAGUUGUGACAAAUUUUUGCAUAAGCAGGAUACUGAAUUCAUUACAGAUUCCAUAGCUUUCAACAAGUCCUAACAUCCACAGGUGCUAAACAUUCUGUUGUGAACCACCUCUCAGUUACUUUGCCCUGGUUAUCAAUUGAAUACUUAUUAGAAUAAUCUGAAAUCGCCACCUACAUGUACUGUACUUUGAGUGUGUGUGUUGAUUUGAAACAGAUACACCUGUAAUAGUCCUAACAGGUAACAGUUGGUAGUCUGCAAAAAUUGACUAUCAACAUCCUAGGCCUCCUUGAAACAUCACUGUUUAAUCCAACCUAAAAUUUAUAAAAGAAUAUUGACAAUGAGUAAAGCUGAAGUUCUUGACUGUUUUGAAUAAGCACUUCUUUUUAAUCAAAUAACAGUGUAGAGUUUUCUCUAUGCCUGUUGGUGUGAGGAUUCUAUCUUUAUUUUUAAAUAUUUUCAGACACCAGGUGAAGGAGAGCAUAAGAUUAUGGAGUUUAUCAGGUCAGAAAAAGUGAAAGUUGACUAUGAUCCCAAUACCAGACACUGUUUGUAUGGAUUAGAUGCUGAUCUGGUAAGUGAUCAACUACUGGUGAUUAUGACAACAUCAAUUCAUACCCAAAAGUCGCAGUCAUGCAUCGUCAAGUACAAGUAUCCAAUGUUCUGACCUCUUUGAGACAAAAACAUAGAAGAAACCAGUCUGUGACCAAAAAAAAUAAAAAAAAACUGGUGUAUGCAACUGUCAAUUACUCCAUUAUCAACACAGCACCACAGUUUUUUGGGAAACCAUAUCCUGUUUUCCUUUGUGACAAAAAGAGACUGCCUUUAACUGGAAAAUGAGGGAACUGGAACAGAAAACAGAUCUAGAAUUAAAACUGACUUGCUUGGGUUUUAAGGAAGACACCUUUUUGGGAUGGAACAUGAAUUAUUUUUGUUAGUUUCUUUAUCUCUCUGUAAUUUCCCUUAGGAAAUUAGACAAAAGAUUGGUUUGCUUGAAACUCAUUAAUUUUGUGAAAACUAUUUUUGUUAACUUUUCCUUUUUGGCAUCAUUUAUUAAUUUUCACUGUUCUGGAAAAAAGUAACAUGAUAUUAAUCAAAUGUUACAGGUACCUGGGCAAUUGCCUGAAAAUCAUAAUAGAUGUUCAACCAUUAUGUAUUCCCCAAGUGCCAUUUUUUAAGAGCAUGUUUUGAUGCCGGGAUAAGUGUUGGGUUUACAUGUAACUAAAAAGAUACUUUCUUAACAACACUCAAUAUUACAAUGUACUUUUUGUUUUUGCUUUGUAGAUUAUGCUUGGACUAUCAACACAUGAACCCCACUUUUCCCUGCUUCGUGAGGAAGUGAGAUUUGGAAAAGCAGCAAAAAGGUUAAUUUGUGCAGAAAAGAAAGUUAUUCAAACACUCAUUCCAGAGCAAAUUGGAAUUUAAACAUGUUGGUUUUUAAGAUGACAAACUAGAGCACUAGGAGAAAAACCUCUUGCAUCAAGGAAAAGAACUAAUAACAAACCACUCAUAGAUGGUGCUAGCCUGCAAGUACAGUUUUCUUUUCUUGUUCCUUGCUGCCAGGGACGUUUCGUUGGAGAGACGUCUGUGAUUUGGCCCCCAAAAUUCCACGCUGAUGACGUAAAUUUGUCUGGACUCUUGUCAGCAAGAGCUCAUUGGUUGACAUACUGGGACUUAUUUUAUUCUUUUAGCUAUUAAAGAAUGAACUCAAACAAAUCUUGAACCCCAUGAUUACCAGAUUACUAUUAUGCAAACAUUGAUAUACGUAACCAGUAUGAAAUUUUUUGGGCACAAUCCUCCUUGAAAUGUCCCUAGCGGUGAGGAGUGAGAUGUCCCUAGCGGUGAGGAGUGAGGAAAGAGCAGGCCAGUAAUAUGGCAUCAAACUUGGAUUUGAACCCAGACCAUAUUGUUAGGAGGUGACUGCUCUCAUCACUAUGGCACUGUCCCUGCUCCUCAGAAGGAGAGUUUGUUAAGUUUGUACUUCCCAUAAUUAUUAUUGUUGUGUUUGUAUCAAUCACUUACAGAAUAACAAAACCUGAAAAGACUACAUUUCAUCUUCUUCACUUGUCACUGUUCAGAGAAUACAUAGACUGGGAAUUCAGUGAAUUAAAGGUACUCAUUAAAAACUCCAGGCCAGCUCUACAUCAAGUAUAACAGAUUCUCUGUAGAAAUCACACAUGUGGCACUUAUUUAUGUGUAUGUGUGCUCUACACUCGGUCAGUUUUGUCCCUGUCCAUUGGUAGGUUUUAAAACACCCCAUCAUCAUAGAAGUAAUUGUCCCUUUAAAUUGUUGCAGUUUGCACCAGUUCUCAGUUUAUAGCCUUAGAAAGUGGAUUGUAGAAACACAAUAGGCAAUCUUAAAAGGGGGCUGGGGCAAGAUAGGCCCAGGGCUGUCUCUAAGAGCUGGGGGGGGUUGCUAUAAACAACAAAAGGAAAAUGGAACCAAAAUGACUUCCUGUCUGUUCUUCCAUUCGCUGCUGAGUAUUUGCAUACACCCGGCAAUUUGAAAUCUUAGUGACAGGCCAGAGGCUCAUUUGGCCUGUGUGGUUAGCCAAUCAGAACACAGGAUUUUCUUCAUCUUACUCCCUUUCAAAGCUAGUCAUAAUUAUUAUAAAUAAUUGUAUUGUACUUUUUUUGUAAUGAUAUGAUCAGUCAGUCUAUUAAAUAGUAUUGAUGUUAUUUUUUUAACAGAGCAAAUUACCCUUCGCCUAUGACCUUGAGAGGAUCAUAGAUGAUUGGGUUCUUAUGGGUUUUCUGGUUGGGAAUGAUUUUAUCCCACAUCUGCCAAACCUCCAUAUUAACCAUGUAAGUAACGAAUAUAAAAAAACUUUGCACAAUAAUUGGUAGAUAAUACAGAUAUAACAGUUAAUAGAACUAUAAUUAUGUCACCUUGAUUCAUUCUUUAAUUGGUAAUAAUCUAGCUGUAACUAGAAUCCAAAAUUUGAAACCCAAUACCUAAGUUAUUGUUUGUUUUUGAUUGAUGAAUUAUGCUGUUGUAAUUAGUUUUGUAAUCAAUUUGUUACUUGUAGUUUUUUUAAACUUUUUUCCACACAUUUCAAACCUUAUCACUAGUUUAAGAGAGUUGGUAAUCACCUUUUUGGAGUAAAUUGAUGUGAUACAAAUACAGAUAACAGCCGUAUUUUACCUGCAAUUAGUUUGUAGAAACCUCUCUUACAUGUCAGUAUUUUAUGACCCACCAGGAUGCCUUGCCAUACUUGUACAAAGUUUACAUUGAAGUUAUGCCUUCUCAAGAUGGUAACUAUACAGUAUUCUGUAUUUUGUUUUACAGCAUUAGCUAUACAUGUACAUGUACUAAUUAUGACUGGUAGUUCAUUUUUAUUAAGUAUAAAAGUCUUAAAAUGGAAGAAAAUUGCAAUGAAAAACUGUAGUUUUCAAAAGUGCACUGUUGCAAAUUUAAUGCUAUGACCACCUCAUUGAGAAUUAGUCAGGCAUGAAAUUUUGUGUGCAUUCUUUUUUUCCUUUACCUCCUUGUUUUGCAAAGUGAUGAAGUUGGCACUGAUUUUAAGUAACAAUUUUAUCUCAAAUUGUUUCAAAGGUUAUCUUCAUGACGGUGGAAGACUCAUAUUAACCAGAUUUGAGAAGUACCUGGUUGCUUUAUCUAAGGUAGAGUUUUCAAGUUGUGAUGAUAGUAGCUUGCCUUCAGGGUCGUUUUUCUGUAAAAUUAUAUCUGAAGCCACAUGUACUUUCUGUAGCUGUAGUUGUGAGACUGUUCAGGAUGUGUCGAUGCCAAGAAAUUUAAAGGAAAUCUAUUUUUUUUAUAAAGCCUUGUUUAAAGAAUAGUUUUACCAAACAGUCUUAUUUGUCAUCUGCAUGAUAAUUUAAAGAUUUUGAAUAAUAUGUUGGUAAGAGGGCUAAUUUAAGCCUUUUUCUCCCACAGUUUGACAGAGAUCAGUUUGAAGAGAAGUUUGUUGAUAUGAAAUGGUUUGAAAGUAAGAAAGGUUUUACAUUUGGAAACAAUCCAGUGGAGUCAGAGGUAUUUAUGGAGUAUUCUGCUUAAGGGCUCUGCUUAAUGAAAGUAAGUCAUACAUCUCACUUAGCUAUGUUGUGUUAUUCCCUCGUAUGUCUUACAAAGGAAGACGAUUCUUUGCUGACUUUAAACAACAGUUUUGCUGCAUUGGAGUUAAUACCUGGAGAUACUGUGAAAGCAAAAAAACCAGACAGGAAAAUGAACCCUGAACUUGAAAAGCUGGCAAGAAAGUUUGAUGACGAGUUAAGCGAUGAAGAAGAGGAUGUUUUUGAGACUGAAUUUGCAAUGCAUAAAAGAGACUAUUACAUGGGAAAGAUGGGAUAUGAACAAGUCACCAGGUAAACUCUGUGAUAUUUAACAUUUAAACUUAUUUCAUCUUGUAGAUAGGGAUACUGGCAUCCACAUGUAUACUGUGUAGGGGUGUCAAUAAGCACUGAUGACCAAUGCAAUGCUUCAGGUACUUUCCUCAGAGAAGUUGGCUACUUUAUUCCCCCUUAUUGAAGCAGGAAAUGAUUAUUGAAUUAAAGAAAUAUUCUGUCAAAACUUAAAUUAGAACAGUCAUAAAACUAAAGGGAAUUAGGCAUUAAUUAAUUAAUUGGCAUUAAUUGACCUUAGUUGCUCACAUUUUGCAUAAAGUGCAAUGUUAACUACUCUUGGUUAUUCUGUUCGUAUUCAUUGAUUUCCAGGAAAUGUAUUAACAUGCAAACUGCCAAUACAUUAGUGUAUUACUGAUCAGUAAAAUUGUAAAAAAAUAAGAUUAUCUUUUGUACUCAAUUUAGUACCCACAAAGCUGAAAAUCACUUUUUAGGGCUUCGAAAUUUCUAAAUUUUCUGGGCGAACACUCCACUGACCCCCUAGAAAAAGGGAUCUACCCACCUUUCGUUAAUACAGUUGGUUACUCUAUUCAAACCUGUUGGCUACAGUACCCCUGUAUGUGUAUCAUCACUUGUUGCUCUUUAUCUCAUCUGGAGUGCUAUUUGCAUUAAUAAGGUGAAGCAGUCUGUUAUACACCCUGCUAUAACUGUACCAUGAUUCUUAUUUCAGAGAUGUGCUAGCAGAGCAGACGUUCCAGUAUGUUAAGGGAAUCCAGUGGAUUCUAUUGUACUAUUUCAGUGGAGUACCCUCUUGGAGUUGGUAAUAAUGUUUUUUAUGAACAUGUAUUGAAAUCGUGUAUUUCACAACCCAUUUUCUGGUUAGCAUAGUUUAUUAUCUUCCUCCAGACAAUUAAUGUACGCAUGAUACAUUUCGUAGUUACAAACUCGCUAAAUCUACAGCUAUGCAUAAAUAUCUAAAUUUACAUCUAACAUGAAAUUACUACUGGUCAACAAGUUCGGCUAGAAGUGAGAUGUCGACUUACACAAUUUGAAAGGAAAUCAUAGAAGUCCCUUUUAAACAAUGAAAAAUAACUUUAAAAGUACUCUAAAUGUAGGUUUAAUAAUUCAUCAUAUGUCUGAGAUCAAUAUGUUAGUCAACUUACUCAUUGUAUCUUUGUAUUUUAGGUUUUAUCCUUUUCAUUAUGCUCCCUACAUGUCUGACAUAAGGAACUUUGGUGAAAUGUUGAUCCAGUUUGAGUUGUGCACUCCUUUCCUUCCAUUUGAACAGCUUCUUGCUGUAUUACCUGCUGCCAGCCGACAACUCUUGCCAAAACCAUUCCAGGUGCUUUUUCAUUCGUACAAAUGAUUUUAGGUUUUUUUUUAUACUUGACUUUACGGAGGUAGAAAACAUACUGUGUGUGUACAGUUUAGUUGGUCAAAAGCACUCCACUUCUAUUUCAUAUACAACUGCUUUAGAACAGUUACCGGUAACUGUCUGUCUCCAUGGUUUAUACCUGGCACGACAUAUUUUGGCUGGUAAAAUUAAUAUUGUGAAGUAGUAUCAAGAAAUCAUACUUGAUGAAUGCAGAGCCAACAAAUGAAAGAGGAAAGGACAUGCUUACAGAGUGCAAAUUAAUUAUCAUGUGCCUAGAUUUAAAACUUCUUAGUUAGAGCUGGGAAAAUCACGAUAGGACUAAUGAUAGUUCAGAUAAAAUAACACACGAAAAGCGUUAUAAAGCCUUAUGCAUAUAGAAGCAAUAACAACAGAACGAUAUAGGAAAAGAAACUUACUUACACACAAUUAAGUAAGAUACCCAAGACCCUUCGUACAGUAGCGGAGUAAAGUAAUGUUUGUAUUCACUACUAGUGCAACUCGACCGAUUUUUAGAAGAGAGAGAAGGUUAUAAGACAAAGAUAUUAUGGCACAUAUAAACUGUUGUAUGCAAUAGUGGUUAGAGGACAGUUCUUGUACCGUGUGAUCAAACUGGCAUGCAAGGCGGUGGUGAGAAGACAGGGCUGAAGCCUGAUACCUUGCCAAAAAUAGAGAAAGUUGAGUCUUGAGAAAGGGAAAUAUGGAGAAGAAUGGGUUACAAAUAUUGAUGAAUAACAGUUAAUUUGUUAUCCCUUCCGCAGUGCCCUACUGUACACUUUUCACAUUUAACAAACAAUAAUCAGACAUGACUGACCAUCUAGCGAUUUAACCAGCCAAUAACCUUUUGACCAGCCGUUGUCCAUUUACCAUCCCUAUGUGUCUUUAGCCCUGGUUUUGUUUGAGUGUUUGUAAUAACAGGGGUAUGGUGCAAAAAGUAAACUGUCUGGUUAUGGUCAAUUUUUUAACAGAACUUGAUGAUCAUGGAACAGUCAGAGAUUAUAGAGUACUAUCCGGUGAAUUUCAAGACAGACUUGAAUGGUAAACAACAAGAGUGGGAAGCUGUUGUGUUGAUUCCCUUCAUUGAUGAGGUUGGUUUACCAAUGCAGUCUUUACACUGAUGCACUGAUGCUUAACAUUAUUCAUUUCGGUACAUUUUGUCGUGGUUGUCAAUGCAUGGUUGUUAUCUAAGGUUGUGUUAACACCGUGUCUGUAAUCUACUUUUUUUUCAUUUGUUUUAAAGAAGUCUAAUGCAUUUUAACUGUUUACCCGAAUAUGUCAUGUGUGUGUUUUGAUUUGUUCAUUAAUACCUGACGGGGUGGUGGGGGGAGGGGGUGGAGGGGGGUGUGGUUUAUUUAAGUCAAGCAUAGUUUUGUGUUCACAAUAGUUAUGUGUGACAAAGUGGAAUUACUUUUUUUUCUUCUCAGCAAAAGCUGCUUGAUGCCAUGUCACCUCUGUAUUCAAGGUUAACAGAAGAGGAGUUGAAUCGUAAUAAACAUGGCCCUUGUUUAUUGUACACUUAUGAUUCAGCCCUAAACUUUCCUGUAUCAUCAUCACUGCCUGGAAAGUUUCCUGAUCUUUCCUGCUGCCAUGCUAGGUAUGAGUUCUUGUGACAUGAACACAGUGACACACUACGGUUUUGGGUAUUAUUAAUGACUUUGAAGGGGACAGACGGCAAAUAAUUGUUAUGGCUGGAAAUGUCUACAUGUAAUAUUUGUUCAUCAUUAGGAUGCCUUAACUGCAAUUCCACAAUUGGUCUGAGAUCUAUUAAAUUCUAUACCAGUAGUAAUUAUUUAUUGUAGAACAUUUUAGGAGGAGCCACCCACAAUGCGAGCAGAGUUACUGGAAGGCCCAUGAGUUAUGAAAAAAAGCAAAAUAAUUGCAGUUCAUUAAAUGAUGACUUAAUGCAUACAGGUCUUUGUCCAUUAAAUAAGUUAAUGAAGUAAAUGUGCAUUAUUGAAUUCUGCUGUGCACACAAACUAUAUCAGCUGACAGGAUGAAAGAAUUAAAUAAAAAAAUGAUACAGGGGUUUAUUCAACGAUAGAGUGCUAGCUUUUUCUGAAAAGUAUGUUAGAUUAAAGACUAUGAAGAAAAGGUAUUGGCUGCUACGUUGUAAUCAUGUUUUCUGUUUGUUAGGUGUGAGGUUCUUGACAAAGACAUCUUUCAUGUGGAUUUGAAGCACAUGCAUAGAGGUGUGUCCAUCUACAAUAAACUUCUGGGCUAUCUUUGAAAUCAGAUUGUUUUGAUAAGUUUGUAAUUAAACUAGAUGACCCAAGUUACCGCCGUUUUAGACAGAAAUCAGCUGGUUCAAUCUUCAGUGGGAAAGCUGGAUGAUUUGAAGCUGAAUUUAAAUUUAGCACAUUCCUUUCAUAUUAAGUCACCUGUUUAGUCCUUUCCUGACAGGACAAUGAGUGCAAUAUAUUAUUUUGUUCUUGCAGGUCUCUGUGAGGGAGUCAAACUUGAUGUGUUUUACCCUGGAUUUCCAACCAUGUACCAUGUGGCCCAUGAGGUACUAAUGCGUUUUCUUUUUUGGAAAAAGUUAAACUUGUUUAUUGGUUUAUCAUAAAGAUUUAGGUUUACUUUCAGGAUACACUUUCUCAUCAUGAACAAGUUGGGUAUCAUAGUCGUCUUUCAAAUUAGGAGAUGCUGACGUCAGAAGUUGCUUCAAUGGGUUAAGCCAGCGGUGCCUUGUAACUUGUAUUUACACCAUAAGUAAUGUUCUCUGACGUCAUGAGGGGCUGCAAUGGGUUAAGCCAGCAGUGCCUUGUAACCUGUAUUUACACUGUCAUUAAUAAUGUUUUAGUAACUCAUUUGCUGUUUGUGAUUCAGGCGGAGCUCAGGAAGGCAAAUGUAAAGGUAUUUCAGAUGCAUAGCAAAGGCAAAAGUAUGAUUCUUCAGAUCACUCCAUCACAGCAAGAGGUGAGCUGGUAUUGUUUAUUAUACAAUUUGCUGCAAUAGAAUUACUGGGUGUCCUUAGUUUGGCCCUGAGUAUAGUACAGUACUUUUUCAACUGUACAGUUUCUUGGUCUUUGGUUUGUCUUGCUCUUCCUUUCGUCAUUAAAUUUAACGUUUGAAAUGAUUACCUUCAUGUGUUUAAUACUUUGAUAGAAAUAUAAAAUUUUUUAAUGCUUGUCAUUAGUAUUUAACAAACAUUCUUCAAGGUCUUGAGCGUCAUUUUCCAUCAAUGAAUGUUAUUUUUUGUUGUGUCAGGUUUCAUCAGAAGAAAUAGCAGAGCAUCUGCUGGGUGAAACAUGUUAUGUUGGCUGGCCUCACAUGGUUGAAGCACUGGUUAUGGGUGUUUGUGACGGAACCAAAAGGUAAAAUAUGUCCUUUUUGUCAUUAUAAACAUAUUAAUGUCUUUAUUUAUUUGGUGACCUGUAUAUGUGUCAACCAGCCAGAAGCAGCACUACCCAGUUCUGGGGUUAUUGGCUGAAGAGAAACAAAGUAUGUUCACAAUUACAGAAUCCAGCUAAAUAUUUUUGUUUAACAGAUACUCUUUACAAAAGAAGACUUCACAAAAUUCCACAAAGGAAAUAAAAGAGGAGGUAUUGACAGAGGUUCAAGUUAAAAGUUUUAGACAUCAAGUCAAGACUAUGGCAGAAACGUAAGUAUUGCGUUGUCAAAAGCCCCCUCCUUUGUACGUAUAUCCUUUGUUUCAAAGAGUCCAGAACGCUGCAGCUAGGGUUGUUACCUUUUCUUCUAAGUUAAGCCAUGUUACCCCUGUACACCAAGAACUUCAGUGGCUGCCAGUGAGAUUUUGUAUUUCUUUUAAUCCUUUUUAAAUCUUUGCUUGGUCAGUCACCCUAGUAUAUAAGGAAUUUAAUUUCAGUAAGGAAUCAAUCUGCCCAUCAGUUGCGAUCAUAUGAUGGAUUACUUCUAGAUUUCCCUCGUGGGAAGGUGUUGUCAUCUUUCUGAGACAGAGCUUUUUCUGUUGCUGCUCCCACAUUGAGGAAUGCAUUACCCACCUUGUUAAGGAAAUCAAAAACAGUUCAACAGUUUUAAUUCUUACUUAAAACAUAUCUUUUUAAACUAGCCUUUAAUUCUCAGUAUUUUUAAUUUUAUUUCUUUAAAAAUUUUAUAAGGUUUUUAGAAUUCAUAAUGUAUUGCGCCUUUGAUUACUGCAUGUUAAAAGGUGCAAUAUAAGUAAUAAUAAUAAUAAUAAUAAUAAUAAUUAUUAUUAUUAUUAUUAUUAUUUAUUUAUUUAUUUUUUUUUGUCAGGCACUUGGAGAGAAGAGGAAUAGAGAUUGGAGAAACCAGAGUCAUCGUUGACGCUUGUCCCAUCAGGGGAAAACGGUUAGCAAUAUAUUAUUGAAGUUGCUUUUACUUUUGAGAAGUAAUUUGGUGUACACUAUUCCAUGAACCCUGUAAGCGACUGUUAAGAUGUAUACUAAAAUCGCCUUUUGUUUUCCUUCUUGUUUUCUUUUGUUAUUUUAUAAAAUACUUUACAGUGUAAAAGGAAAAUUAGCGCUGAUAUCAUGUUAUCGUAGUCAAGUAUCAUCGAUCGUUGCUUUAUUAAAGCCUGUAGUUUUUAAGAACUUCCUUAAGUAAUAGCCAUAACUGAUGAAACAAAAGUCUGAUGACUGUUAUAGAGUAAAUUAAAGGUCUUAUUAGGAAAACUGACACAAACAAAAAUGUACUUAUAAGCCGCAUUGUACAAGCAUUUGCAAUAUGUAUCUCCCUUUGAGGCUUGUUCGUUUGCUUGUUUUCAAGGAACGAUUUUCAUUUCAUAACCCCGAGGUAUAAAUACACUAUUGAUUUGUCUUUGUGUUUGUAGAUAUGUAUGUGGAGCCAAAGGUCUGGUUACCAUGGAAAAAGAAUGGACACCAAAUCCAAUAUCUUAUCCUCACCAACUGACAGUCAAGGUAAUUCUUUUCACUUCUUUUGCAGGUACUUCCUAUAUAACUAACAAAUGUCUGAUAUUAUAUCAUUCUAGCUGCAUCGAAAGAGCAAUGAUUUUAUUUCUUUAUCUUUUUCUACGAAAUCUUUUACAUUGUUAACAAGUGUUCGAUUGUCCACACUGCUUACAAAAAGGAAUUUAUAAAAUAAAAAUAACAAUGCAUCAAUGUGUAUAACGGAAGAAGCAAAGUGUAGCUUUUAAGAGUUGUAUUUCAAGUAAAUGUUAUGAAGGGUUCCAUUUAGUGUCAGCAGUUGACUUGACCCAGAGAAGGUGUUUAUAUUUCUGUUUUCUGGGAAGAUCAAAUUUCAGGCUUCUGUCCUGCUACCCUAAGCUUUAUUUAGUACAUAGAGUAAGAGACAAAGGUUUUAUACAAUUUUUGUUUCUGAGUGUUUUCUUUCGUGUUCACUUGACUGUUCCGGCAAAAAGCCGCAAAUAUGGCAUUAAGAAGAGCUACGUUUCUAACAAAAGAAGCCCGGAUAUUCAUAGGAAGUACAGUUCACAACGCAAACUUAAACUUUUAAACCUGUGGCUGGGCUUUGCAGGAGUUUCGUAUUAUAGAAAAAUUGAGAAAUGCGGCCUUUGCUUUUCUUGUUUGUUUUAAAGGAUAUCCAUGUACAUGAGACACACGAGGAUGAUAAAAUUCACACUGUUGAAGAACUCUUUCCUGUUGGAUGUCAGUGCUUCAUGUUAGCUUCACCGUAUUAUGGUGCUUCCGGAGAAGUGAUAGAGGUUGACGUAAAGCAGUCACGUGUCAGAGUGCAGCUUAGUGUCCCUGUGGAACCAGACAUAAUGUCUGUCAUUGACCAACAUCAGGUAUUGAAGUUAGCUUAGUGUCCCUGUGGAACCGGACUUCAUGUCUAUCAUUGACCAACAUCAGGUACUGAAGUUAGCUUAGUGUCCCUGUGGAACCGGACUUCAUGUCUAUCAUUGACCAACAUCAGGUACUGAUGAUAGUUCAGUGUCUCUGUGGAACUGGACAUGUUACAUAAAUCACCAUCUUCAGACUAUAUAAUACCAUUGUUAGACGAGUUAGUUGUUCCUUGAAUACGUGGUUCAUACAGUUAUUAAUAUUCUGUAUUGACCGAUGACCUUUUUGUUCUAUCAGGGCUUGUCGUUACAUUAUCUUCCUGCACACAUUGUCGCCAAGAAGCUUGGUAUCACUCCCAAUUUGUUAUCAAGAAUAACUGGCAGCCUCCUUAUACAACAGGGUUCCAGUAAAGAGUGAGUACACAUGUACAUAGUUAAUUCACUACAUUCAAUAACCACAUAUAGUCUCCAAUGAUAUAGUGAAGAACUUACCAGCUGCUCAUAUGUAGCUACUGCGUCGACGCCGAGGUCUAUUUCUCUUUCGUAAACGGUCUUUGCUAUUUUUGACGGUCGAUGCUACCAUUGCUAACCAAGCCUUUAUUCGUGAUAGAUGUAAUAUAUUCCCUGGACUAAGUUACAAUAAGGAAAAUAAUAUGAAUAAUAAUAAGAACGACGUUGAAGCCCAAGUUGAAUUUACGUUAAAAUUUAUGGAAAGGGCUAGGGUCACCUGUUAUUGAUGUACCAGUGACGAAAAACAGUUUGUUAGUUUAUGUACUUAAAUUUUUCGAAUUUUUGGCGGGUCGGCGUGUAGUGGUAAUGGAGAGAGAUAAGGGUAUGAAAGGUCCGGGUUCGACCCUGCAUUGCGAUUUUCUUUCUUUUUAAUAGAAACACUGUCAAUAACAGGUCAAGAUUACGAAACGCCAGACUCGCAUAGCAAUAUGGGUCAUUUUAUAAAACAUUACUAAUCUUACUCAUGAAACAACUCUUCUGUCGUAAAAUCAAAAGGCAAGCGUUUGUGUCGUUUUAUGCCAUUCUGUGGCGCUGGCAACCGCGAAGUUACGAAGUCAUGACUUGACGUUGCGAUCUUGUUGCGUAGGCUUGAGGCCUUAAAGUCUCCUGCAAUACACUGCGCUUACUUAUACGAACACAAUGUUUAUCUUGCAGUUCAACUGGAAGUGGCGCCAAGCUUGAUAUUGGGUUGAAUAUGAAGUUCAGUAAACAAAACAAAGAAGUAAGAUAAAGUAACUUAGUUUGUUUCAAGAACCGUGUAUUAGGCUCUUUUGGAGUAACAUUCCGACAAUCGACUGGCCUGAAAACAGCAAUAUGACAGUUCAUAUGGUGACAAACGAAACAAAGAGGGCUUGGACCUAACAAAAAAAAAAUAAAUAAAUAAACAAAAUACCAACAGGGACGUGGGACGCGAAACGAAGUGUUCUCAAAUGAACAUUUGACACAUAGCCUCCCCCCCCCCUCCCCCCGUCUCCCAAAAGAGGGCCUUCGUAGCUUUGGUUUGAGCAUGUGCGUGUUUUUGUUUAACAAAUGAAUUAAAUUUCCGUUCGCGUAGGUUCUCGGAUACGCAAGAAGGACUGAAGAAGGAGGUUGGACAUUCUCUCCUACUGCACGGAAGACAAUAGCCGACUAUUUAGCAAAGUAAUAGUUAUUCUCGUAUGAAUCCAGAAAAAAUAGAUUUAAAUGCAAAUUGUACACUGUCUUUUGUAAUGUAUUACAUUUCAAUAAGCAACGAGCUUUUCAGUGAGGUGGUAAUCUCUUCUUUCUUGCUGAUGCGGCGUUUUUUUUUUCCUAGUUGGUGGUUAUUGAUUUCUUCUCAUCAAACCUUCUUGAGAAUUUCUAGUUACAGGAGGAUUAUCACUUUUAUUUGUAUACAUUUACAUAGAAAUAGUAUUUUUCUUGUUAUGUUGCAGGUUUCCACAGCUGUUUGAGUCUCUAGCUAAGAUGUCCUCAAAUGAUCAAUACUUCGCAAACGAUUUGGUUGCAGGCGAAAAUGGGUGAGAUUCUUUGAACCCUUGACUUUAUGAUAAGAUGACAUUUUUUUGCAGUUCAUGUUGCCUUUGCCUUUGGUAAAACAGAUAUAAUGUUGUCAAUGCUCUUAAAUGAGAGUCUCCAGAUGACAUUUCAUGUAAAACAUUGCCUCCUCCUCUUUCUCCUUUUUCUCCCAAUUUGGCGAUGUAAUUAUGAGAAUUCAGACAAGUAAUGUAGUGAAAUCACUGAUUUGUUUGUCUAGGUCCUUAUCGGAGGUCCAGGACUGGUUAAAGACGGUACCUACGCUUAGUCUAGAACCCGUUAAAUGUGGAAACAGCAGCUUAGAUGAGCCAGUUGUGGAAGCUGUGGAGCAGGCCAUUCAGAAAACCAAGGUCAAUAUUAACCCUAACGUUUUGAUACUUUAUCUCGUUUUUGUUUUGCGAAGGCAACUAAUUCCGCCUUACUGAUUACGUUGAUUAAUUUGCAGGGAUAUGUUAUAUCCCUUCUUCCCUCCCGUCUUUGUUCUGUUACUCUAAUUUUAUUGCUUUCUGUAAAUGUUUGUUUGUGUGUGUGUGUAUAAUUUUCAGGAACUGAACCAGAAACCAAAAAGCGUCAAGGUUCGUGUGAGGCCACACCUCUUAUUUAGGGUGAGUAUAUUUCCCAUUUCUAUAUUUUAAACAGUUCUCUUGGAAACCAAAAAAAUACCAGUUGACCUGAUCAUUGUUAUAUAUUACAGCCUUCAGAGCAUUUAGGAGACAUCCUACCUGACAGUGAUGCAUCGUUCGAGUUAUUUGAUCGAGUUGUUAACGUUAAGAUGAAUGCAGCUGUUCCGUUUGGAUUGAGAGGAACUGUCACAGGCAUCCAUCGAGGUAAGUUAUAAUGAUUUAAUUUUCAGUUACUAAAAAACCCCUAAUUUCUUAUCUUCUACUGUUUGCAUUUAUAGGUGAUGAAUCAUCAGACGUGAUGUAUGAAGUUGUAUUUGAUGACUCUUUCCUGGGUGGACAGCCCCUGAGGUAUUGUAUUUUGCAGUGUUUAAAAUAACAAGUGCUCAAGAACUCAACCAAGAAACUGUCCGUUGUUGUCGGGAAAGUAAUUAAUUUCGACAUGAAAUGGUGUUACUUGAAACCUUAAUGUCAAAUAAAAAGCUACUGCAAGGAUGAAACAAUGUUAAAUAACCAGAGUAAUAUGACGUAAGACCAGUGUUGGUUUAUUCAGCAUAUUCUGUCUGUACAGGGUACAGUUUAGUUUGACCAAUACUGGUACAUGGUACAGUGUGGGUUGAACAGUAUUGGUACAUGCUAUUGACUGGGUGACUAGUAUUGGUAUAUUGUAUAGAUGGAUUUACCAUUCUUGGUAUGGGUUAGUGGGUACAGUGUGGGUUGACAAGGAUUGGUGCAUAGUAAAGAAAGGAUUAACCGUUAUUGUUUCCCUCAGGUGUUCGUCGAAUAAAGUAUACCUUAUGUCAGCGUCGUCACUUAUUAACAUCAGCUAUGGUGAUCGCUGUGAAGCUCAAAAAGUCGAAGAGAAGUCAACAGGGAAAAGUCAGCAAGCUGGACGCAGUGGAAGUACACCACCCACCAGAGCGCCCUUUAGUCCAAGUCUGGGUGCAUCACCCGAGCUCAGUGGCAAAAAUAACAACAGACACAACUCACCGGAAGUCAGGUUAAAUUCCUCAGGUGCGUCUGCUCGCUUCAAUUCGGGAUUUUUUUUAGAAAAAACCUUUUCACCACUUUACAUUUAUACCAUUACCGGCUAUAACCCGUCGUCUCUUUGUGCCAUGUUUUGUUUCCUUCAGGUGCCCCGCCGCCGGGUUUUGGCCGUGGUAUGUCUCCAAACAGUCCAUAUGGUGGUGGCUUUGGUUUGUCUAAUGGCAUGAAUUCUCUUGCUAGUCCUUGUCAAGCUAAUACUCGAACAAACACACCUCACAGCAAAACUAAACAACGAACACCAGUAAUUCAAGCUCGAGGAUCCCCGCAAGCGCAGAUUAAUAACAACCGAUCAACACAAAAGUGAGUCAGUUAUUUUCAUUUACGGUGUUUAGACCGUCAGCAGGAAUUUCUUAGCCUUUAUUCAUUGCAAGAUUAAAAGAGUCUUAUCACUUGGCCAGUUAGUUAUUUGAUUGUUACUUGUGUUUCUGUUAAUUCCGCGGUAAACGAGGAAACUGAUUACUUAUUGCAAUUUAUCAAUCAUUUUGUGGUGUCUCUAUUUGUUAACAGGACUGAUGAGCGGAUAUCCACGCCUCCAAGGUUUCAAAAGGUAAAAUAAUAGGGACCUUAAUCAACCACGACGACGACGGCAGUGAAAAUGUCGCUAAAAAAUGAAUUGGCGUUCUUUCAAACUUACUCGCGUCUAUUUGGACCCGCUCAAUAAGUCAAAUGCAGGCGACUUUUCCCGGAAUUGAAUUGUUAAGUAGUUUAUUCAAGUUCAAAAAAAGGAAGGAAAAUUCGUCGUCGUAUGUCCACGUCCUUCAUAAAACGUCAAAUUAGGAGGUUUCACGUCGUAAUCGGGCAAUGGACGUCAAAGAAAUGUACUAAAAAGCGUAAUGCACGUGCAGAGCUGUUGUUUUGAUCAUUAAACCUUUAUUGUUUGUUGAAGUUGUCGUCGUUGUCGUAGUAGUAGUAGUUGCUUAAGCUCCAUAAUAAACAAUUAUGAACGGUCAUGAACUCACUGAUACUAAAUGUAGUUCAAUGAAAGUUGAGUGAGGGUUUAUUUUAUUUUAUUUAAUUCACUCUGUCAGGUGCCAAAACCUACGAAUGGUCCAAGUGAAUUCGCCGAUAUGUGGAAAGAAUUAAAACUCAAAGAAAACUCUGCCAUUGACAGUGGUACUGACUCAGAAGAUGUGCAUUCUCCUGGAGAAAAUACGGCUGAGAAAACAGGCGAAACACUUAUCAAGGUCUGUCAAUCGAUCAUGCUAUCCCAAAACGUAUAGAUGUUUGUCAAGGGAUACGAUUUUCGUACAUUCGGAUUCAUAAACAUGAAAGUAUUAUUCAAAAUGAGGUCGCCCGGGAACGAGACUACAACUUUGAGCAUGUGCUGUGACGUCAGCAUUCACAGAAAUGUAUAUUUUGGUGAAUUUGAGCCCAGUCGAAACGGAUACAGUUACCUGUUUACAAAUUUUGGCUAUGUUGGCCUAAAUAUAUAAUUUUAUUUUUUUAAAAAACCCAUUCACGGACGUAAAUGUAUACCUGUGGACGUAGCGUUAGUUUCUUUUUGCUACUUUCGGACCAGGUUUUAUUUGUUGUCCGUCUUGUUUAAAACUGAAUAAAGUACAUAGUCUCCUGAGAUCAGGUGUUUGGAAAUAACUCAUCGUUAACUUGUUUCAGGACGGGACGCAAGCUCUCCGUGAAUUGCUCCAGAUUGGUGUAAAGCCAGUUGUUACUGAAACAGAAAAACAGAAAGAAAAGGAACAAGUUAAAUCUACGGAACCAUCAGUUCAUAGCAGCAGCGGCGGCGGAAGCGGAGCCAGGCAUCUGUCAGUUGAUGAACUUUUUCGCAGUCAAAGUGAGUUUAAAUCUUGGUUAUCAAAGCUCAAAACAAGUGUAUUAUGUUUUGAAUUAUCUUUUUAAUGGAGUGGUUUGUAUCGUGUUUAAGGCUCUGCACAAGCAGUUUCUCCUCAAGCUGUCGCGUUAUCGUCCGUACCUUACCAAGUUGGGUAAGUCAGAUUGAUCGUGAUUAGAACUUAUAUUUCCACUGCUUGUUAAGGAUUUUAGAGGUUUGUUAAGCUAAAGGAAUACACUCUUUUGAUCACAGAAUGUUUUUUUGUCCGUCCCGGCGGCCUUUGAUGGAUGGUUAGUUUGGUGGCGACGCUCCAUAUAGACUCCUGGCGACUGCUUUAGUUGCUUUUCACUAGUCUAACAUAUGUCAUGUAACUUUUAACCAAUCUGCCCCUCACCUGUAGAUGAGAGGGCUGAUACAAGGGUUUAAGCGAGGGAAGGUUAGGAGUGCUAGCUAGUUUGGUCGUGGCACAGAAUCCAGAUAACGCGCGGGUCGCUUUGUCGUACUAAUCUGAAAUACCUUCGCCCAACAUGUAGCCUCCAAGUUCUUGGUUUCUUGUGGCUCUCCGAGGUUCACCAGAAGAGAACUUUUCAUUUUUGUUCAUGUUCUCUUUAUUGUAGGACCUUGCCGUCUGCAGCCUUGCUGAACUGGUGCCGAUCUGUUGGUUUGCCCCCACCCUACUACCAUCGUACGCCAGUACCACGUCAGGUGGGUUAUCAUGCGCAUGCGUCACUAAUUUUACAUUCUCCACGACUGCUGUAAAUCAAUGGAACUAUUCUGGACUAAAUUGAUUUUACUCUCUCCUAUCGUGAAGCUUAACUGAACAACUUUAGAUUUGUUACCUUCGUUUUUUCUAGGGCGUGGUAGCCACAGUAGAGUUGGCCAAUGGAUUUAAGUUUCAUGGCAGUUUGUGUCGGGAUCAAAAUGAGGCUGUAGAAAGUGCAGCAUCUAUAGCGCUCUUUCAACUGGUAAGAAAGAAUUUGCUGUCAGUAAUAUUUCUAGCCCAUAAAAUAAUUACUGGACUGUUUGGCAUAAAGUGAUGAAGUUUGUGUAGCAGACUUUGCAGCAUAAUUUAGAAUAUCCUGAUUUCUCGAACCAAGAAUGAACUCUUGAUAUGAAUAGAUACAUUAGCUGACUGUAAAGAGAGAUAAAAAGCUAACAUUGCUUCCAUUUCAGCCUCGCAUCAUGCCUAACGUACCCAGUCCUCAACACUUAGCUAUGCAACAGCGUCCACAGCACUUUGCACCAGGCUUCUUUCCGGUUUCUCCGCCUGCUUUUGGGGGCUUUGUACCUAGCCCGUCUCUAAGGCAACACACUGUGCACCAACAGUCACCCCAAUCUCGACCCAGCGCAGGUGACCCAAGAGCAGUUGGUGCGUCAGGGAAAGAUACCGCGAAUCAAAUGCUAAGUGCGUCAGCGGUUCCUUUCAUUCCUCUUCAGGUUUGUUGAAUUUAAAAAUUCUCUUAAAACGAAAUGAUGCACUCCAUUGAUGAACAUUAAGGCACUCUAAUAUUCCUGUAUGUAAAUGUGGGUAUGUUGAUCGUAGUUAUAGGUUCAUCCUGGUGGUUGCACAGUUUGCACCUAUCGCCUGAAAAGAUUCAGGCUUACACAUUGUAACAACUUUAUUUGCUGAAAAGUAGAGAGCUAAAAUGACUGCGAAGAACUCAGUCGUAAUACAGGGCUUACUCCGCACUAAGCUGGGAUUCCCGGGCCCGGGCCUGGGCCUUUGAGCUAUAUAUGAACUAAUCUAGCCAACUGGAGAUCAGGUCAAGUGUGAUCUCCUGAUGUAAGCGAUCAUGGAAAUGAAGAGAGUUCAAAUCUAUGAAAUAUAUCUUAAAUUUAAACUGCGCAUGAAACAGUUGAAUGUGGAUGUCAUCCUCGCAGUUAAAUGAUAAACCGAAACAGUUGAAAAGACAGAAAACUUGAUAAAAACUAGGCUCUACCAAGGUGAAUGUGUAAACGAGUGGUGGUUAUUUCCGUGGUGCAUUUAGUUAUUAUAGCACACAAUAUAACCUUUGUAAUCACCCAUAUUUAAAGGAAUAACCCUAACCCACCCUAAUAAACUACAAAACAGUUCGGUGACCUCCUGAUAUGAAUGUUUGUUGCAGGUUACCAAGAGAAGUCACCAGUCCUCCCCGGCAAAACCGCAAAAGAGUACGAGUUUACCACAGGAACACUCGGUCAGCGGUAACUCUGAGCAAGACAGCAAUCUGGGUGAACGUCAAGAUGAUGUGGAUACAAAAAGCUCAGCUACACAAAGCCGAGUACCUGAGAACCACAGCCCACAGCCCCCCUGCACUGUACAGGAAAACAGUUUAUGUUCUCAGAGUGCGGACAAUUCUUCACCGUUACAGAAAACAGAAAGAACUAACGCUGCAUUCAGAAAAACUACUAACGCUUCCAAAAGACUUUUAGCUCCAAGCUUCUUUUCCAAGAAAAGCUGACAUCCGUGGUGUUAAAUAAUUUCAGUUUCAUUAUGUAUUUUUACUCUUUCAGUUAAAUGUGUUAUUCCGCGAUAAAAAGUGAAUUUUGGGUCAUGUACAGUAAAAACAAGCUGGCGAAGUUUUGUGGCUUCAAAACAAAGCACGAACGAAGCGAUUAAGGUUCAUGUGCCCUUAUUUGAUGCUGCUAUAUCGUGCGGUUAAAUUGCUGUUGUUACAAUGAACUUCGUACUUUUGUUCUUAGCGCGGAUGUAGUAACGGGGAUUAUUUUUAUUUACUGGUCUACCUGUGGCAGAGCCAGUCUAGUUAUAAAUGCUAAAUAAGGCUGUGACUCGCUUUGCCAAAAUUUUUAAUGACGUAAGCAUGUGAACCUCUUAUCAGACUGCUCGUACAAAUGUAGGAACAAAUACAAAAGGGGUCUUUUCAUGUGUUUGCGCUUAUGCUCUUCUGAGAAAAGAUUCGGGUUUAUCUCACUUAUCUUUUACAUUUGUUUUAUCCGUUUGCUUUCUUUGUGACGGAGUGGGGUAGGGUGGUAGCGGAUUGCAUAUCUCGAGUCAAGCAAAACAUCAUUACUUUUUACAAUUUAAUAGUCCU
Molecule: messenger RNA, 22312 nt
Organism: Porites lobata
Lineage: Eukaryota; Metazoa; Cnidaria; Anthozoa; Scleractinia; Poritidae
Source: the annotation of a GenBank genome assembly